AAACAUUUCAAUUAACAACCUCUAAGCAAGACAUCGUAUGUCGUGAAAUUGUCUCUUACACAAAUGUUUCUUAAAUAUUUUGUGAUUUAUUGCCUAAUACAACAGGUGUUACUGCUAGAAAAGGAGGAUUCUAAAGAAUGUAAAUUUGCCGAAGACUCCAUUGAGCGCACAGCAGCAAAUGAUCUGCAUUUCUUUAAAGGGCUUUGCGAUGAAGCUUACGAUCAAUGUUAUAAUGCAGACGAGGAUGAAAUGAAAAAAGAAGCAUGUGCUUAUCCACGUAAUAACUGUGUAAACAGUUUAAUAGGUCAUUACGAAGCUAUUAUUGAGGAUUCGGAAUAUGCCACUAAACUAUUUAAAGAGGCACUGAGCGGUAUUGCUGAUGAUUGCUAUGGAUUAUGUAAAUAUGAUUUAGUUUUUAAGAAAUUAGUCGACGAACAUGUAUUCUGUGAAUAAAUUUUAAAACUAAAGUUAUAUGUAUGUUUUGUGAAAUAUAUUCUUUAAUAAAAUCAUAUACAUGGGUAAUUUCGUGUCAAAAUUG
Molecule: messenger RNA, 538 nt
Organism: Lucilia sericata (common green bottle fly)
Lineage: Eukaryota; Metazoa; Arthropoda; Insecta; Diptera; Calliphoridae
Exons: 4
Coding region: 64-453 (129 amino acids)
Source: RefSeq, a predicted model, not a curated record